CAGGAGCCGCAGCCUGCCCUGCCCUGCCCUGCCCCAUGGCCGCGGGGCCUCGUCCGCCUGACGCCGCCGCCAGCGCCCGCGAGCCCUGAUUCUGCCCGCGGAGGCCAUGGAGAGGAGGUUGGAAGCCAAAUUCAGCAUCAGCUCUCGUGGUUUAUCUGGAUGUUGCCUGGGAAAACAUGCAAAGUGGCUGGGAAAGCUGCACCUGUUCUACGUGUGUGCCUGCCUGAAUGCGCUGUGCACGUCUACAGAUGCAAGCUGGAAUGCAGCCACGUGCCAACCGGGGAAGAUUCUGUUUGGUGGCCGCUUGAGAUCAUGGGGAGAUCACCACUUGUGGGUCCUGGAAGGAUUUCACACCAUACAGACGUGUCAGACGGCUUGUUGCCAGAGCCCCACCUGUGACGCAUUUUGGCUUUUGGAAAACAUGUGCAUCCAGGUGAACUGUACAAUGUCCAGCAGGUGUCAGGCUAAUAGGACCGACUCCUCCAACUCCAUUCUGGUGUUCUUAAGGAAAUCUAAAACUGCAGAGGGGUUAUUAGGGUCUCGAACGGAAAGUGAGGUAGAGACUACAUUUCACAAGUGGCUGGAUUGGAGCACAUCGGGCCAAGCCAAGCGGAGACUGCGGAGAUCCUCCCAAGGGUUGCUAGUGCAGAAACAAGACCUGGAAAAUGGAAGGACAAGCCUGCUAAAAAGGGAAACAUCUGGCAGUCCCGGUGGCGGGAUUGCUGCUAAGCAGGCCACCAGAUCCAUGGAUAGUGUGUCUAGAAGCAGCUGGAGUUCAGGUAGGCAGAACCUGAACCGACCAGAACCUAGACCCUCAGUCCAAAAGGGACCUGUUCCCAGAGACACAGUGAGUAGAGAGAGAAGCUUGCUGCAAAAAGGAGAGGAUUCAAGAGAGAAGAAAACCAAAAGCCCACCCCCUCCUGAGAGUGAUAACGUGAAUGGAGCAGGUGAUCCAGGCAGCAGUGGUUCUCUGUGGGUCCAUGCAGGAACGUCCACACUAGUGCCAUCUGUAUUGGCUACGUUCUCCAGCCCCAUUGCGCUGGGCUUGAUGGCCACUGGAAAGGCAGAGAAACCCGAACAGCCAAGUGGCACUUCUGUCCACCCUCACUCUUUAGAGAAGACGCUACCUACGUCUAGCCCUCCUCAAGGGAAAACUGCUGUGAAGAUGCAGGGUGUUACCUCUGUGCCAACUGUUGUCCCCACUAAUUAUAGUGUUACCACAGUCCAACCCAGCCCUGCAACAUCACCAAGUACUGCUGCUCCAAAACCAGUUAUGAAGGAGCUGGUAGUUUCUGCUGGAGACAGUGUCCAAGUGACCCUUCCAAGGAAUGAAGUUCAGUUAAAUGCAUUUGUACUCCCUGAGCCACCAGCAGGAACCAGCUAUUCCUAUGAGUGGGAGCUGAUCACCCAUCCGCAGGACUACAGUGGAGAGAUGGAAGGCAAGCACACCCGGACCCUCAAACUCUCUAAGCUCACCUUUGGCCUGUAUGAAUUCAAAGUGAUUGUUGAUGGAGAUAAUGCACAUGGGGAAGGUUAUGUGAAUGUGACGGUGAACCCAAAGCCUCGAGUGAAUCAGCCUCCUGUUGCCAUCGUGUCACCGCAGUUCCAAGAGAUUUCCUUGCCAACCAUCUCUACCGUCAUCGACGGCAGCCAAAGCACUGAUGACGAUAAAAUUGUCAGCUACCACUGGGAAGAACUAAAGGGGCCUCUGCGGGAAGAGAAGGUUUCCACUGAUACUGCCAUAUUAACACUGACCAACUUGGUCCCUGGGAACUACACAUUCAGCCUUACAGUUGUAGACUCAGAUGGAGCCGGCAAUUCAACCACUGCAAGUCUGACUGUGAAUAAAGCCGUGGACUAUCCUCCAGUUGCAAAUGCAGGCCCAAACCAGGUGAUCACCCUGCCCCAGAACUCAAUCACUCUCUACGGGAACCAGAGCACCGAUGACCACCGCAUUGUCAGUUAUGAGUGGUCGCUCAGUCCCAGCAGCAAAGGAAAGGUGGUGGAGAUGCAGGGUGUGAGGACACCAGUCCUGCAGCUCUCUGCCAUGCAAGAAGGUGAUUACACCUACCAGCUAACAGUGACCGAUUCUGCUGGCCAUCAAUCCACUGCAGAGGUUACUGUGAUAGUCCAGCCUGAGAACAACAAGCCCCCCAAAGCAGAUGCUGGUCCAGAUAAAGAGCUGACCCUCCCUGUGGACAGCACCACUCUCGAUGGCAGCAAGAGCUCAGACGACCAGAAGAUAGUCUCCUUCCUCUGGGAAAAAACCCGGGGCCCGGAUGGUGUGAAGCUGGAGAAUGCCAACAGCAGCACUGCCACUGUGACUGGGCUUCAGGUCGGCACAUAUGAAUUCACACUGACGGUGAAAGAUGAGAGGAACUUGCAAAGCCACAGCUCAGUUAACGUCAUUGUCAAAGAAGAAAUGAACAAACCACCAGUUGCAAAAAUUGCUGGGAAUGUCAUCAUCACCCUGCCCACAAACACAGCAGAGCUGGAUGGGUCCAAGUCAUCUGAUGAUAAGGGAAUCGUCAGCUACCUGUGGACUCGAGAUGAGGGGAGCCCUGCAGCUGGGGAGGUGUUAAAUAACUCUGACCACCACCCUGUGCUCUUCCUUUCCAACCUGGUAGAAGGGACGUACACAUUUCAUCUGAAGGUGACAGAUGCCAAGGGAGAGAGCGAUGUAGAUAGGACCACGGUGGAAGUCAAACCUGAUCCAAGGAAAAACAACCUUGUGGAGAUGAUUCUGGAUGUUAAUGUCAGCCAGCUGACGGAAAGGCAGAAGGGUAUGUUCAUCCGUCAGAUAGGCGUUCUGCUGGGGGUCCUGGAUUCGGACAUUACCGUUCAAAACAUCCAGCCGUACACAGAGCAGAGCACCAAGAUGGUGUUCUUUGUGCGGAACCAGCCUCCCCAUCAGAUAUUCAAGGGGCAUGAUGUGGCCUGGACGCUCAGGAAUGAACUCCGGAAACAGCAGUCAGACUUCCUCAUCUUCCGAGCCCUGGAAAUUAAUACCGUCACAUGCCAGCUGAACUGCUCCGAGCACGGUCGCUGCGACUCUUUCACCAAGCGCUGCAUCUGCGACCCUUUCUGGAUGGAGAACUUCAUCAAAGUGCAGAUGGGAGAUGGCGAGAGUAACUGCGAAUGGAGCGUACUGUACGUGAUCAUUGCAUCUUUCGUCAUUGUGGUCGCCUUUGGGAUCUUAUCCUGGACUGUGGUCUGCUGCUGUAAGAGGAGGAAAGGAAAAUCCAAAAGAAAAAGCAAAUACAAGAUUUUGGAUGCCACUGACCAAGAGAGCCUGGAGUUAAAACCCAACUCCAAAGCGGGCGGCCGACAGAAAGCUCAGGUCCUCAACACCAGCCUCAUGCACUCUGAGUCGGAGCUGGACAGCGACGAGGCCAUCUUCACGUGGCCGGACAGGGAGAAAGGGAAGCUGCUCCGCAGCCAGAACGGCUCCUUGCGGAAUGGACAGGUGCUGCCCAAGCCCAAGAACCAGAGGGAAGAAAUCCUAUAGCCCAGCCUGGGGGGCCCUUCCGUUAAGAGUCGCAAGGAAAGGGAAGGCUGCUCUGCUCCCCAGCCCUUGGGGGGCCUUCGGAGACCAGCUGGAUCCUGUUAGGACAAAGCUGCUAACUUACUGCCCAGAAAGAACCUGUUUUCUGGGUUCCUUUUCGUGUGACUAGAACCACUCGUACUUGAAUUCGGACUUCAAGGGAAAGUGAAGGAAGUAGCAGGAAACUGUGAAACGGAGACUGCCGGGCAGCAGGGGCGGGCCUGGCACAUGGAGCCCACGGGACAGAACCACUUCUAGCAGCUGUGAAAGCGCGGCCCCCACUCUGCCCCCCUCAGGCAGCCGCAGACUCCAGCCCUGCUUGCCGAGGGAGGUCUCCUCUCAGGAGGAGGGUCAGGGCUGUGGGGCGAAGCGCCUGUUGGGGCAGUGUCUGGCACUGGUGCACUGAUUUGUUUCCAACAAAUUGGUUCAUGUGCCAGCUAAGCUGCAAAAAAAGGCUCGCUCUCUCCCUGCCCUGACCCCCCUUACCACUCCCAGCUACUUAAGCACCGUUCUUUUAAGUGUGCCCCUGGCCUAUCCCACUGCCCAGCUUUGGGAGUGGGAGGGAAGGGAAGCACCAUGUUUCCACUGUGCCUGCUUACAGCUAGGAGAGGAGCUGUUUGGGUUUUGUAAUUGCUUUAAUUUAUUGUUAGUCCUUUCACUGGGAACGGAGAUGCCGUGGCACCUCCUCAAGCAUGGAGAGCCUGGCGUGAGGAUGCGCCCUGCCUCCUGCAGCUGUGGUGCUGGCUGCGGCCUCAUGUGUCCGGCCGGCUCUGCUUCCUAGCAGACCCUGGGGAUUGCUUGUGAAGGGGAAGCCAAGCACCUAGUAUGGGGGCCCCCCCCCAGGCCCUGAGACACUGCCCACCUCCUUCACGCUCCACAGAUCCUUAACCCCUCUCUCACAGCGUGAGGUGCUGCACACUGCAUCUCAACUCUUGCACUUAGAGCCACGUAUGGGUUUCUGCCUCCAGUCCCUGCUGGCUGGCUGGUCCCCUCCACAGCCCUUUGUGCGGCCUUAACUAGUCCCGUGUGCUCCCAGCAGCUUCAUCCUUUGGGCUGGCUGCUGGGGAGAGAGCACUGCAGAUCUAUCAGUGGCUCGAAAUGGGAGCGCUCGGGUCCUUGUCCAAAUAUCUGUGGGCAGCCAGGGCAGCUGCAGGCCUGCAGUGAGAGUGCCCUGCUGUGGGGCCCAGCCAAGACCUGCCCCUUGGAGCCAAGCAGCAUGUGAGGUGGAAAAGUGGCGUGUCCGUGCUGGCCCCCACGCCUUCCCUAACCCUUGUCCGCCUGUGCUGCUGUCUGGGCACAUUUCCCUUCUCUUGGGGAGUGGAGGAUGCUGCCGCUCCUUCAGGGAGGGGAGGCUAGUUUAUUGCCUUUUCUUUGUGUUCUAGUUCAAAAUCAGAAGCUUGUUUCAUUGGCUUUGGGUCUGACCAGCAAGAGGCUUUAAACUCCAGAGUUGUGUUUAUGUUGCUGCACUACUGACUUGUGUUAAACGAGAUGAAGAUUAAACUCGCUAUUUAAUUUGA
Molecule: messenger RNA, 5061 nt
Organism: Alligator sinensis (Chinese alligator)
Lineage: Eukaryota; Metazoa; Chordata; Crocodylia; Alligatoridae
Product: KIAA0319 like
Exons: 21
Coding region: 107-3508 (1133 amino acids)
Cellular component (GO): plasma membrane; cytoplasmic vesicle
Molecular function (GO): protein binding
Source: RefSeq, a predicted model, not a curated record